AUUAAACACACUCCCUUAGUCUCUUUCGCCUCACACUCUUAUUGCUGCUCUGCCUUACGGUUCACGCCAAACGCCUGCUGUUCACUCUCUCCCUCUCUACAUAAACGCACAUUCAUAUUUACACUUGCACAGACUUGGUGUCUUAUCCAUCAUAAACAUUCAUGAGAGAGAUAUGAACUCUGCUCUGCUGCUAUUCACUACUCUUAACUUCUUCAUUCUCGUUUCUCUCCAGUGAUUUACUGCCUCUGGAAUUGUGCUACAUUUCGUCAUUUUUCUUCUCUUCUUCUUUCGAUUCUUUGCAUUUUGCUCUGUUUGACGUUGGGUUGGAGGAGGCAACGUUGUUGGUUUUCGAAAAGAACAAGAAAAUGAAACUGGGUUCCUUUUCUGUAAUGGUGGUGUUUUUGCUUUUGUUACCUCUCGCUUCACCUCUCAGUGAUGAAGGCAAGGCAUUAAUGUCCAUAAAAGAAUCAUUCAGCAACGUGGCUAAUGUGCUGCUGGAUUGGGAUGACGUUCAUAACGACGAUUUUUGUUCAUGGCGAGGCGUAACUUGUAGCAAUUUCAGCACUUCUGUUGCUGCGCUAAAUUUGUCGAGCCUCAACUUGGGGGGAGAAAUUUCGCCAACCGUUGGAGAUUUGAAGAAUCUGCAAUCUCUUGACCUCCAGGGAAACAAUUUAACUGGUCAAAUUCCAGAUGAGAUUGGUUACUGUGUCUAUCUGAUGCAUUUGGAUUUAUCAAAUAACAUGUUAUAUGGGGACAUACCCUUCUCAAUCUCUAAGCUUAAGCAACUUGAUUUCUUGAACUUGAAGAACAACCAGUUCACUGGUCCGAUUCCUUCUACGCUCACACAGAUUCCUAACCUUAAAACUCUUGAUCUUGCUCAAAACCAGCUUACAGGUGAGAUACCAAGAUUGAUAUACUGGAACGAAGUACUUCAGUAUCUUGGUUUGCGCGGAAAUUCAUUAGCAGGAUCAUUGUCCCCUGAUAUGUGCCAGCUCACCGGCCUGUGGUUCUUUGAUGUAAGGGGUAAUAACCUGACCGGAACAAUCCCAGACAACAUUGGUAAUUGUACAAGUUUUGAGAUCUUGGAUAUCUCCUACAAUCAGAUCACUGGAGGGAUUCCUUACAAUAUAGGGUUUCUACAAGUGGCUACUCUGUCUCUACAAGGAAAUCGGCUAACUGGAAAGAUUCCAGAGGUGAUAGGUUUAAUGCAAGCCCUUGCUGUCCUGGAUUUAAGUGAAAAUGAACUAGUUGGACCAAUACCUGCUAUUCUAGGCAAUCUGUCUUACACCGGAAAGCUGUAUCUUCAUGGGAACAAGCUUACUGGAAGAAUACCACCUGAGCUGGGAAAUAUGACAAAACUAAGCUAUUUGCAACUAAAUGAGAAUCAAUUGAAUGGUGUAAUUCCUGCCGAACUUGGGAAAUUGGAACAACUUUUUGAGUUAAAUCUUGCAAACAACAAUCUUGAAGGGCCCAUUCCUGAUAACAUCAGUUCUUGUACAGCAUUAAAUCAAUUGAAUGUGCAUGGUAAUCGCUUAAAUGGUUCAAUUCCAUCUGGACUGAAACAUCUAGAGAGCCUAACUUAUUUGAAUCUUUCAUCCAACCAGUUUAUGGGCAGCAUACCAGUUGAGCUGGGGCAUAUCAUCAAUCUUGACACAUUGGAUCUAUCAAGCAAUGGUUUUACUGGACAAAUUCCUGCUUCUGUUGGAGAUCUGGAGCAUCUUCUUACACUGAAUUUAAGUCGCAACCAUCUUGAUGGCCAAAUUCCUGCUGAAUUCGGUACUCUUAAGAGCAUACAGGAAAUCGAUAUUUCAUUCAACACAUUGUGGGGCAGCAUCCCAGAAGAGUUGGGGCAGCUGCAAAAUCUCGCCUCUCUCAUUCUAAAUGACAACAAUUUGAAUGGAAGAAUUCCCAACCAACUAACUAAUUGUUUGAGCCUUGCCUAUCUGAAUAUUUCAUACAACAACUUUACCGGGGUUAUCCCACAGGGCAAAAACUUCUCCCGGUUUCCACCUGACAGCUUCAUUGGAAAUCCAUUAUUAUGUGGUAACUGGCCGGGUUCAAUAUGUGACCCCACUCCAAAAAUCAAAGCUAUGAUUUCCCAAACAGCUGUUGUUUGCGUUACAUUAGGCUUCAUUGCUUUGUUAUCCAUGAUAAUAGUUGCUAUUUACAAGUCCAAUGUGCCAAACCAGUUUCUGAAAGAAUCCAACCAGAGCAUUCAAGGUUUUACAGUUCUUCAUAUAAAUUUUCCUACCUCAAACAAUAUUUUCUUUGUCCAGAUUUACAAGUAUGUUACUUUCUUGUCAGGUUCGCCAAAACUUGUUGCUCUUCACCUGGAUUUGUCAAUUUAUACAUAUGAUGAUAUUAUGAGGCUCACUGAGAAUUUGAGCGAGAAAUACAUAAUAGGAUAUGGAGCUUCCAGCAUUGUAUACAAAUGCAUAUUGAAAAAUUCCCGAUCAAUUGCAAUUAAGCGACUUUACAGUCAGUAUCAAUGUAAUUCUGGCGAGUUUGAGACUGAACUCGAGACAAUUGGCAGUAUCAGGCACAGAAACUUUGUGAGCUUGUAUGGAUACUUGCUUUCACCCCAGGGAAAUCUUCUCUUCUAUGAUUAUAUGGAAAAUGGUUCUCUAUGGGAUCUUCUUCAUGAUCCAUCUAAAAAGGUAAAACUCGACUGGGAAACACGCCUGAAAAUUGCUGUUGGUGCUGCACAGGGACUCGCUUAUCUUCACCAUGAUUGCAACCCAAGAAUCAUUCAUAGGGACGUAAAAUCCUCAAAUAUUCUGCUCGAUGCAAAUUUUGAAGCUCAUAUCUCUGAUUUCGGCAUUGCAAAAUGUAUACCUAAUGCAAAAACUCAUGCAUCUACCUAUGUUCUUGGAACGAUAGGCUAUAUCGACCCUGAGUAUGCCAGGACUUCCAGGCUAACAGAAAAAUCUGAUGUCUAUAGCUUUGGCAUUGUUCUUCUUGAGCUAUUGACUGGAAAGAAGGCUGUGGAUAACGAUCUGAACUUGCAUCAGCUGAUAUUAUCGAAAGCAGAUGAUAACACGGUGAUGGAGACCGUGGAUCCCGACGUGUCUGUUACCUGCAUGGACUCAAGUCACAUAAGGAAAACCUUUCAACUUGCUUUACUUUGUACGAGACCUCAUCCAUUCGAAAGGCCAACGAUGCAUGAUGUUUCUCGGGUUCUUGUCUCCUUACUGCCACCCCCUCCGAUGAAAACUUGCUCGGCUUCUCCUACAAGUAUCAACUAUGCAAAGUUUGUGAUUGGAAAAGGACAGACCCAACUGCACAUGCCUCCACAGCAACUCCAGCAAGACAACAAUUCUUCUGAUGCUCAAUGGUUUGUUAAAUUUGGUGAAGUUAUAUCCAAAAACAGUCUCUAAGAUUAUUGAUGGAUCCAUUUAUAUCUAUUAUGGAAGGUGGGGAUGGAUCAAGGGACGUGAUAAUCCCAAUUUCCUUUUAUCACAUUACUGAAACAACUAGAUGAAAAUUGCCGGGAUUAUAUUUAGCUUUUUGGUACAAGAAAACCUAAGACCAUUUAUAUAUGUACUGUGAUACUUCUUAAAUUUCUAUAUAUACAGGUAUUUACACCGCUAGUAAAUCCUAUCAUGUUCAUUUA
Olea europaea var. sylvestris is the source of this 3613-nucleotide messenger RNA. Its product is annotated as LRR receptor-like serine/threonine-protein kinase ERL2. The record is from RefSeq and is a predicted model, not a curated record. NCBI's taxonomy places the organism in Eukaryota, Viridiplantae, Streptophyta, Magnoliopsida, Lamiales, Oleaceae. The transcript is spliced from 26 exons. Gene Ontology annotation, biological process: protein phosphorylation. Gene Ontology annotation, molecular function: protein kinase activity; ATP binding; protein binding. Bases 366 to 3377 code for a protein of 1003 amino acids.